AUGUUGAAGACGUGUAUGUUACUCGGGUUGGCCUGUGUCCUGUUGCAAGUUGCGGCUGACGAUGAUUUUGGUCCUGGAGUUUGGAAGGUCCAAUUCAUAGAGAAAUGCGACCAACACCACCAUAAGUUUAUAUUCGACAUAAAACAGAAGAAAAUCAAUAGAACCCACGACGGAUUCUAUGGGGACCUUAAACUGGACGAGACUUUCGACGAUACUUUUGGGAUCCGUGUAGAUAUAUGCAAGCACGUAGACGGCGGCUGUAAGCAGUACCAGGUGUUAUCAGACGAUUGCUUCAUCAACUUCGUCAACAAAUACGCCGAGGAAAACGCUAAGGUCGCCUUAACGUUCGCUGGUGUCCAUCCUCCCGAGUUUCCAAUACAAUCGAAUGAUUACGAGAUAAAGGACUAUGUAUUCGACUACAGUGAGCUUCCAAGCGACAGUUGGUACGGCUACUUCUGUGCCAAGGCCUUCGUGCUGAAGGGAUCCGAAGAGGUCGGCUGCGUGGAGGUCCACGUUGAGUUUAUGAAAAUAGAAGAUGAAGAUGAAUAG
This is a messenger RNA of Spodoptera littoralis (African cotton leafworm), 549 nucleotides long. The record is from the annotation of a GenBank genome assembly. Lineage: Eukaryota; Metazoa; Arthropoda; Insecta; Lepidoptera; Noctuidae.